AUGCCCACUCUCAAUUCCUCUAAGGUGGAGAUCACCACCUUCUUCCUGAUUGGAAUCCCAGGACUGGAGCAUGUUCACAUAUGGAUCUCUAUCCCCAUCUGCCUCAUGUACCUGGUGGCCAUCCUUGGCAAUUGCACCAUACUCUUCGUGAUUGGGACAGAGCCCUCACUCCAUGCACCCAUGUACUAUUUCCUUUCCAUGUUGGCUGUCUCUGACCUGGGACUGUCCCUCUCAUCCCUCCCCACUAUGCUGCGGAUCUUUGCUCUCAAUGCUACAGGAAUUUCCCCAAAUGCCUGCUUUGCUCAAGAAUUCUUUAUCCAUGGAUUCACAGAUCUGGAGUCCUCAGUGCUCCUGGUCAUGUCUUUUGAUCGCUUUUUGGCCAUCUGCAACCCUCUGAGAUACAGCUCCAUCCUCCCCAAUGCCAGAGUGGCCAAAAUAGGUGUGGCGUUUCUCAUCAAAAGCAUUCUCUUAGUGCUCCCAUUUCCUUUCACUCUCAAAAGAUUGACCUAUUGUAGGAAGAGCCUACUUUCUCACUCUUACUGUCGCCAUCAAGAUGUCAUGAAGCUUGCCUGCUCUGACAACACAUUCAACUUUUUCUAUGGCUUCUUUGUUGUUCUCUGUAUGAUGACAGACAGUGUGUUCAUUGCUGUGUUCUACAUAUUCAUCCUGAAGACUGUGAUGGGAAUUGGAUCCCACAAGGAGCGGCUCAAAGCCCUCAACACCUGUGUCUCCCACAUCUGUGCUGUGCUCAUCUUCUAUGUGCCCAUCAUAGCUUUGGCUUCCAUGCACCGCUUUGGCAAGCUCAAGUCCCCAUUGGCCAUGAUCCUCAUUGCUGACAUUUUCUUGCUAGUGCCACCUCUGAUGAAUCCCAUUGUCUACUGUGUGAAGACACAGCAAAUUCGUGAGAAGGUUCUGGGGAAAUUUGGUCUAAAUUAA
Messenger RNA from Cervus elaphus (red deer), 936 nucleotides. Its product is annotated as olfactory receptor 51A7-like. NCBI's taxonomy places the organism in Eukaryota, Metazoa, Chordata, Mammalia, Artiodactyla, Cervidae. The transcript has a single exon. Gene Ontology annotation, biological process: G protein-coupled receptor signaling pathway. Gene Ontology annotation, cellular component: membrane. Bases 1 to 936 code for a protein of 311 amino acids. The record is from RefSeq and is a predicted model, not a curated record. Gene Ontology annotation, molecular function: G protein-coupled receptor activity; olfactory receptor activity.